Messenger RNA from Moneuplotes crassus, 1210 nucleotides. Lineage: Eukaryota; Ciliophora; Spirotrichea; Euplotida; Euplotidae. The record is from the annotation of a GenBank genome assembly.
AUGUACAGCACAAAAUUCAGAAGAGUCAUGACAAUGGCUCCCUUCCUCUUGGCCAAUCCUGCCCUCGCCUUGUGCGAGGAACCCUCUACUGCUGACCGUAUUAGAGGUAACUACGAGAACAAAAUUCGAUUUUUCGCAGCGCCAGAGUAAAAAUCUUUGAAACCUUUUCCAACAUUAGGGAGGAAGAUGGACAAGUCUACAUGUCGUAUCAAGACUUCUUCCAUUCACUAACUCCCUACAAUUUUGUUGCUUCCAAAGACGACGACGAUGACGAUGAUGACGAAGAGAAUAAGGACAAAGAAAAGGAGAAAGAACCAGGAUACUUUGAUAAAUUCACUCCUGAAAUCAUGACCAUCGUUGAUGCCAAUCAAGAUAAAAAGAUUGAUUUCAAUGAGUAUAUCUUCUUCAUCACCCUCCUUCAACUUCCUGAAGGGGAAGUAAUGAGGAUUAUCGAGAAGGUUAAUCCAGAAGAAAGAAAGAUUAACAAAGCUCAAUUUGCUAAAUAUCUUACUAAGCUCAGGAAAUGUACUGCUCUGGGACUUAAGCAAAUGAGCAAAUCUUUCAUGCCAGAUGGAAGAAAGAUCUCGACUGAUGAGGAUCAUAUUUCAAAGACCAUCCUUCUCCAUCUCUUCAAUGAUAAAGAGUACAUCACUAUCGAAGACUUUUGUGAACUCAAGAGUAAACUGAAGCAUGCUCUGCUUCAUUAUGAAUUCUAUCAGUUUGAUGUAGAUGAGGAUGAAACCAUUUCUGCAGAAUCUUUUGCAAAGAGUCUCCUCUCAUGACUCAACUACACUCAGGCUUCUAAAUACUCAAGAAGGAUACACUCUCUCAAGCUGGAAGGAAGAGUAUCUUUCAAAGAAUAUGUUGCUUUCCAUAACCUCAUUGAGAAGGCAGAUAUUAUCAAGAUGAAAAUAUCUACCUACAGAUUCUUGAGUCUCGGGAUGUUCAGAGAUCUCUGUGAUGAUUUCGCUAAGCUAGACCCUUACUGUAACCAGAAUAAGGUUUCCAUCAGUGAUACCCAGAUCGCUACCUUCUUCAAAGUUCUUGAUGAAGAUGAAAAUGGAGCUCUCGAAUAUGAUGAAGUGGUAGAUAUCCUUGAAGGCAAGAAGAACAUUGGACUUGGUAAAGAAGAUAAGUUCAAGAGAGAAAUGACGGAGAAAAUAGACAGAUAUAUCAAAAAGUUCCAAAAAUACGUUGGUUGGACCUAAUU